Molecule: messenger RNA, 852 nt
Organism: Pyrus x bretschneideri (Chinese white pear)
Lineage: Eukaryota; Viridiplantae; Streptophyta; Magnoliopsida; Rosales; Rosaceae
Product: transcription factor WER-like
Exons: 4
Coding region: 58-765 (235 amino acids)
Source: RefSeq, a predicted model, not a curated record
UCUAAGCCCUCGGAGCCCUUUCAUUUGUCUCCUAAUCUCUGUGUGUUGCCGGUAAAAAUGGAAGGAGAAUAUAAGUACAAGAAGGGGUUAUGGACAAAGGAGGAGGAUGAGAUUCUCCUGGACUACAUAAGGGUACAUGGAAGAGGCCGCUGGAACCGCAUUCCCAAGGUCACCGGCUUAAGGAGGAGUGGGAAGAGCUGCAGGUUGAGGUGGCUCAACCAUCUCAGCCCAAAUGUGAAGCGCGGGGAUUUUUCUGAGGAAGAAGAAGACCUCAUUAUCAGACUUCACAAUCUCCUUGGAAACAGCCUUGCUAUAAUGUUGAGCCAGAAAAUAAGGUGGUCUCUGAUUGCGGGGCGUGUACCAGGAAGAACUGACAACCAAGUAAAGAACUACUGGAACACUCAUUUGUACAAAAAGCUUAACGCCAUAAAAAAGCAGCAGACACCUAGAAAUGUUGCUGUUGUUUCGACGUCCAAAACAACUACUCACAGCUCUUCUGCUGCUCAAGAACUGGCAGGAGACAAACUAGUACACCAACACAAACUGCUCGAGGCGCCGGACUCGGACUCAAAUUCCGUCACGAAGAGUAAUGAUCAAAACCCAAAUAUGGAUAUUGUUGCAGCUGAGGAUUCUAAUGCAGAAGAAGAAGAGAUAGAAUGGAUGGCCAAGCAUUGUACCGAGUUGCUUUCUUGUUCUAGUUAUGGCAAUAUGAUUAGCUGGGACAUGGUGGAAUUUCAACAAGGAUACCAUCUUGACCUGUUGUAAUUAAAAUUCUAACGUGUUCUGGUUGAUCAUAAGUUUGAGUUGAUAAAUGAUUUGUUUAUGAUCAAUAAUAAUUUUCACUUAUCUGAA